Chara braunii is the source of this 3306-nucleotide messenger RNA. NCBI's taxonomy places the organism in Eukaryota, Viridiplantae, Streptophyta, Charophyceae, Charales, Characeae. The record is from the annotation of a GenBank genome assembly.
UGGAGGAGAGGGAGGUGGAGGAGGAGGAGGAGGUGGGCAGGAGUAGAAGUAGGAGAUGGACAAGGAGGAGGGUGGAGGCGGCGACAGGGAGGAAGAGGAGGAGGUGGUGGAGGAGGUGGGAGCGCAGGAGGAGACGAACGAGGGAGGGAAAAGAGGGGGGAUACUAAGGACGCAAAGAGUCUACAGUUCGAAMCUCCCUACAGCCUGCAACCUACGGCGACCUACUUACCACUGGCUAUCGUGYAGGUCACGGGUUCAACUCCAGGGAACUGUGCAGAUACUGUACACAGGUCUACAGUUCGAAUCUCCCUACAACCUACAACCUACGGCGACCUACUUACCAUUGGCUAUCGUGCAGGUCACGGGUUCAACUCCAGGGAACUGUGCAGGUACUGUACACAGACCCUCCAACCGCUUCCCCAAGCGUCCUUAUGAGCGCCCUCCACCUAUGAUGGUGGAUGGUCACAAGGAGUUCGUCGUUUUCGAGAUUGUAUCUCGCCGUGUUUUUGACAAUACCCCUUCACGCAUCGAGUACCUUGUGCGUUGGAAGGGCUAUCCUGACGAGGAGGCUACUUGGGAGCCCCUCGAGCACUUGGAGCAUGCCCGGAUGUCGUCGAGGCUGCCCGCCUACAGGCUGAAGCAGCGGCUUCAGGCCGAAGCAGAUGCAGAUACCCAGGCACGCCGAAAGGAAGCCGAGGAUCUGCUGCAGCGGCAUGAAGCCGUCAGCAUCGAAAGACUCAAGCUUUGGCACUUUGAACCAUCUGAAGGGCAUGACGACGCGACACCGGAUGAGCAGCACAGGGAAUUCAUGGCCAAGCUCAUAACCAGGUUGGUUUACACUUGUAACCACGUGCAGUCUGAGCUGGCGAGCCUCCAGUGUGCCGUACGGAACCACAAGGCUCAGCACGAGGAUGCAGCACGGGCAGUAGAUUCCCGUGUACAGGACUUGGAGCAAGUAGCACCAAGAUCAGAGGCUGGCGAGUCCAGCAGUGCACCCUCUACCCGCCAACUGAAGGAACGCGUCGACCACGUCGUCGCAAUGCUCGGCGACAUCAGCACCUUCGAGGCGCCAACCACCAUCAGCAAACAGUUGGAUACCUUGAAGACCGAGGUUCAGCAACUGCAGCUGCCUAACAAGGAUGGCAACAACAUAAUGCAUUACAAGAUGCCGACAUUCCAAAUUGAGAAGUUCGAUGACUACGCGCAUCAAGACCCGGUCCUCUGGUGCGAAGGUUUUACGACACCACUUCGGAUUCUGUUCGUCGCCAAGCACGCGUACAUCGGCGCCUUGUUUCUCAACUCAAAGGGCGGAUGCCAGACCUUGUUGAGCCACCUGGCAUCCACCCACGGCGUCGACGUCGCAGAUCUGAAAGACAAGAUAUCAUGGGAAGAAUUAACACGACUAUGGAAGAAGCGGUUCAUCGUGGACGACGCACCUGCACUCGCCAUCAACCGUCUCUUCGACAUGACACAAGGCAACACAGCAACACGUGAUUGGCUGGCAGAAGAUCGCGGCAACACCCGGUCAUGUGUUGCAUUGAGCCUCGCACUUGGUGAUCGCGAGCAAUAUGCAACCUUCGCUGAAAUCAUUGACAAGGCGAGGGAGGUCAUCAAAACCAACAGGGCGGCUGUACACGAGAAGUCAACGUGGCAGCCAACCUAUGUGGAGAAGGUGAGAACUGGUCCGCGACCGCAGCAGUUCGCUGCAGUCCGAACGGACAACAUUAUGGAAGACCCGGCAGCCACCCAAGCGUCACGUGAGGGAGAUCAGGUGGCUGUUGUCCAGCCGCGAAGCAACAACAAGCCUCGAGGAAACGGGAAGGCGAAAACCACAUCGCCGGCCGGAAACGGACAGCCAGCACCAUGGGUCAAGUUUAACGUGAUCGAGGCGGAGUACAAGCACCGCGGCCUUUACGGCUGCUGCUAUUGGUGCAACAACACCAAGCACAAGACCUCCCAAUGCCCUGAUCAAGGCAAGGAGGAUGUUCGGCCUCUACCAACUCCGUUGAUGGACGCCGGAGUAGAGGUUGUCGACCUUCACGCCUACAUUGCGAAGAUCGACCGCGAGUUCAAGACGCAACGCUCCUCCUCACCCUUCAAUCAGCUGUCACGUGGUGUCCGCCGCAAGCAUGCGAGCUUCCAUCAUCAGAGACGACAUCAAGGAGAUGGGGGUGUGUUUUCUCCAUGCCCUCCCGCCCUAUCUUCGGACCCACGCAUCACCGAGCUUCUCGACGCCUACGGCGACGUGUUCGAAGGCCCGCAUGGAGUAGUUCCGGAUCGGCCCAUCCGCCACGAGAUCAUCCUCGAGGACGGGUCCGUACCUCCGCGCGGUUGCAUAUACCGAAUGAGCGAGGAAGAGUUAAGUGUGCUACGGGCACAACUCGACGACCUUCUAGAGAGGGGCUGGAUUCGGCCUAGCUCAUCGCCAUACGGUGCUCCUGUUCUCUUCGUCCGGAAGAAGAACAAGGAUUUGCGGUUGUGCAUCGAUUAUCGCAAGCUCAACGCGCAGACGAUCAGAAACGCCGGCCCUCUCCCACGGAUCGACGACCUUCUCGAACGACUGGGCAAGUUCUUCUCCAAGCUGGACCUCAAGUCGGGAUAUCACCAUCUCGAGAUUCGGAAGGAGGACCGCUACAAGACCACGUUUAAGAUGCGAUAUGGGCAUUUCGAAUGGUUGGUCAUGCGAUUUGGCCUUACGAAUGCCCCGACCUCUUUCCAAGCGGCUAUGACAACGGAGUUCCGACACAUGCUGGAUCGAUUCGUACUUAUCUACCUCGACGACAUCCUAGUGUACAGUCGGAGUUUGGACGAGCAUGUGGAGAACACCUACGUAACCGUUUUGGAGCGGCUACGACAAGCCAAGUACAAAGCCAACUACGACAAAUGCGAAUUCGCGCGCCAGGAGCUGGAGUACUUGGGACAUUAUGUGACGCCGCAAGGCAUUUGUCCGCUUGCGGACAAGAUUGAGGCCCUCCGUGUAUGGCCCGAGCCCACCAACACCACGGACGUUCGUUCAUUCAUGGGGUUGGCGGGCUACUAUCAGCGAUUCAUCACCGGAUACUCAAGGAUUGCUGCACCUAUGGCGAGAUUACAAUCGCCAAAGGUGCCAUUCGUAUUCGAUGACGACGCACGCCGGUCAUUCCAAGCACUUGAGACGGCCAUGCUCAUGGCACCCGUCCUUAGCAUCUAUGACCGCACCCUGCCUACGAGAGUGACAACUGACGCUUCCGACUAUGGCAUUGGGGCAGUCUUGGAACAACACGACGGCGAUGACUGACACCCUGGGGAGUAUUUCAGCCACAAAGU